Messenger RNA from Linum tenue, 866 nucleotides. The record is from the annotation of a GenBank genome assembly. NCBI's taxonomy places the organism in Eukaryota, Viridiplantae, Streptophyta, Magnoliopsida, Malpighiales, Linaceae.
GUCUUCCAUGGACAACAGAUGAGCCCGAGGUGAGGUGGAUUUGUUAGAAUAAGCCUACCUUGCUUGGUGUUUGACUGAAGAACACUCAAAAUAUUGGGAAAUUGGUAUUGAUAACCCAACCAAGUAUACCAUGUUUGUUCUCAAGAGCUCAUUUGCAGUUUGCUUUCUCCGUUUCAGCACCUUAUUAAACCUCCCGUGAAAGAGACCACAAUGCCAGUUGAUCUGACGCUUCACAGCGACGUACGUGCAAUGGAACGUGCUGAAUUUGACCACCAGGUAUCGGAGAAGCUAACUCUCAUUGAGGAAUACAAGAUGGAAAGAGAGCGGCAGCAAAAGUUAGCAGAGGAGGAAGAAAUACGAAGAUUACGAAAGGAGCUCGUUCCAAAAGCACAGCACAUGCCUUACUUUGACAGACCCUUCAUUCCCAGAAGGUCAACGAAGCAUCCAACAGUCCCCAAAGAACCAAAGUUUCACUUACCUCAGCAUAAGAAGAUCAAGUGCAGCAGCUCAUCUUGGAAUGACAUGAGCACUUUCACUUUCCAGCAAUGAAGCAGUGACACAUGCCUCAGCAUAAGAACAUCAAGUGCGUGUGACGAGCAUAAUGGAGUGAAUAUGGUGGCUUUGAGAGCUCGCGCUCUCUUUCCAACAAUGAAGCAGUGACCCCCUCAGCCGCAGUACACCAUUUGUGAAGAUGAUGAACAGAAGGAAAUUGGUUUGAAUAAAUAAUGACGAGUCGUUUAGCUUGUCCUUCUCUGUAUUCUUUUAUCAUAUUCCAUUCCCCUUAAGCGGGAGAAAGUUGGUUCUCUAAUUGUUUCGUUUGUCAUGUGUAUACGAAGCAACUAAUUUGGUUGCGAAUUUUGUUGACG